This is a messenger RNA of Plenodomus lingam JN3, 1488 nucleotides long. Lineage: Eukaryota; Fungi; Ascomycota; Dothideomycetes; Pleosporales; Leptosphaeriaceae. The record is from RefSeq and is a predicted model, not a curated record.
AUGGCACCUGGUAUGAUUUGCAAUGAGUCUGACAUAUCAACUCCCAUUUCGGAUAUCGAUUCAGACUUAUAUUCAAUUACUACCGAUAUUUCAAGACUUUCAUCAACGGGCAAUCGUCUGCCACGGAAAAAAUACUUACUCCACAGCAAAAUCUGGAGCCAACCCCGACUCUUGACAGCGGGUAAAGGAAGGUGGUGGACUGCAACGGAUGAUAGUGGAACAUGGAGGGUUUUCGACGGAUCUGGUGGAGCUGCUGUGUCAUGUAUUGGCUACCAUGACCAAAGAGUUUUCGAUGCUAUGAACGAGCAGAUGAGUACUGGCGUCAGCUAUGCACCUGCAGCAGAUUUUUAUACCGAUCCAGCGUAUGAUUUGGCAGAAUGGGUCAUCAAAUCCACAGGUCAUCUCAUGGGAGGUUCUGAUGCGACCGAGGCCGCAUUAAAGAUGGCAAUACAGUAUCAGACAGCGGCGAAACCAGAUCCAGAGCCCAGUCGUCAAUUCUUCAUUGCGCGACAUCGCUCUUACCACGGAGCUACACUUGCCUCACUUGAAAUAAGCGGGCAUGAUGCCAGGAAGCAGCCGUUCCGUCCGAACUUCUCAGGAAAAACAAGCUUCAUAUCACCAUGUUAUCCCUACAGAGAGCUCAUGGAGAACGAGACAGAAGAUCAAUACGUAGGCCGUCUUGCCGAAGAGUUGGAGACCGAAAUACAGCGUCUUGGACCCAAGAACGUAGCAGCCUUUGUCAUGGAACCUGUAGUCGGAGCUGCUCUUGGAUGUGUUGCUGCCUUGCCAAAUUAUCUCGCGGCCAUGAAAGCUGUUUGCAAGAGAUAUGGCGUGCUGUUGAUAUUCGAUGAAGUAAUGUGCGGUAUGGGAAGGGCCGGCCACCUUCACGCAUGGCAGGAAGAGAUGGUUGUUCCGGAUAUCCAGAUCAUUGGAAAAGGUCUUGCUGGCGGCUAUGCUGAGCUUUCUGCCAUUCUUUGCAGCCCAGAUAUCCACGCCGCAUUCGGGGAAGGAAGGACAGGCUUCAACCAUGGCCACACAUUCCAGAAUCCCCCUGUUGGUUGUGCGGCAGCACUAACGGUACAAAGAAUCAUCGAGGAGGAAGAUCUGGUGGAAAAAGUACGUAAAAACGGUGAAGUACUGCACCGAAAGCUAGGCGAGCGGCUUUCAUAUCAUUCCAACGUGGGAGAUAUUCGUGGCAAGGGGCAUUUCUGGGGUAUUGAACUCGUCUCCAACAAGGCAACCAAGGCUCCCUUGCCUUCCGAAAAAGGGGUUGCUAUGGCCAUUCACGAAAGGGGCUUGACCCGCGAGCAUGGAAUAUAUAUUUACCCAGGCUCUGGUACAAUGGAUGGCAAGAGUGGCGACCAUCUUAUCAUCGCCCCAGCGUUUAACAUCACAGACGACGAGAUUGACCUGCUCGUUGAACGUCUUGGCCGCCUCGUCGAGGACUAUUUCAACGAUUACCAUCGCUCCACAAAGUCCGUCUUGUAA